AUGCCACAUGCGAACCGAACAUCCGCUAUUCUUGACGGGUCACUCUAUAGCGAGUCAAUUGCUGCGUCCCUGCUCAGUGGCACUCCGAAGGAUGCUUCCAAUGGGCAUGCUCCACGGGGCAUCAGGAGUCAAGGCCGCCUCAUCGUCGUUUUUCGACUGCUUGUGGUAACCGGCGCGCAGUUCCUCUCGCUCGUCGCCGUCGCCAACGCCGCCGUGCCGACAUGCGCCAGCCUCGCAGCUCAGGCUCCAUCGUUGAACCUCCUGCGCAAUGCGGGCUUCGAGGAAACCUCCAGUGCAGCAGACUGGCCCUCGCCCCUAUCGUCAUGGGUGCCGCUCGCCCCCCUCGCAGCAGAGCAGCAAGGACAGGUGGGGGGAGUGGUAACGGGGGAGGGGGGAGGGGGAGGGGAGGUUCCGCCCAGGGACCCGUCCGUUGCUGCUGAGGGCGGUCGGUUCGUUCGCCUGCAGCCCAGCGACGGCAGUGGCGGCACCGGUGGCGAGCUUUGGGGCAGCGGGGCGAGCGAGAGUGAAGGGGCAGUGUGGCCGGUGCAGGGAGUGGGGCAGCUGCUGUGUGUCGCGGAAGGGGGAGAGCAGCAGCAGCAGCAGCAGCAGCAGCAGCAGCAGGAGGAGGCAGAGUUUUCGCUGUAUUUCUAUGCGAGGGCACGCGAGUGCAUGAUGGAUGUGUCUUCUGCCUCUGGAUUGCGGCCGAUGCGAGCCAUGAUCGUCGCCGUGCCCCUGCCACCACUGCCAGCCACUGUUGGCAGCAGCAGCAUGGACGAGGGUGAGCUGGGCAGUGCGUUAGCAGCAGGCAUGCACAGCGGAGAGAUGGUGGUGCUGCAUCAAUGGACCGUCGGCGUUCCCUGCCUCAACAACAACUCCAAAUCUCUCUCGGGCCUCCUCCCUUGGCGCCAGCACGGGCCCUACUCCUUCCACCUCCCACCCUCCUCCGCCUCCGCCGCUGCUCUAUCCUUCCCGCCGCAAGGCGUGGCUCUGCACCUCGUGCUGCUGGAGGGAAAGGGGGCGGACACCGUGGUGUUGCCUGGUCCCGUUUGGGUGCCCGUUCCCGGAGCUCCCUUUGGGUCUGGGGGCUCGUCGCUGCCUGGGGGCUCGUCGCUGCCUGGGGGCUCGUCUGUGACUGGAGAUGCGGCCGCGUCGGGGGCUGUUCCAAUCGCAGCAGCGGUGGAAGGCGGGGUGCUCACGUCAGCGGCAGCAGCAGCAGCAGCAGCAGCAGCAGCAGCAGCAGCAGCAGGGAACAUCGAUGUGGAUCUGGUCACGGUGACUCCCAGAGGCACAGCAGCCUCCUCCCCUCCUUCAUUCUCCUACUCCCCGCUGACCUCCUCCUCUCCCCUCCUCACCUCCGGCUCGGCCCGGCUCACCUCCUCGCUGCACCUCACCCCCCUCUCUCCCCCCCACCAAGCGGGCCUUGCCCUGCACCCCACGCCCUUCCCCCUCGUCUCCCCCGCCUCCCCCACCUCUCCCUGCCGCCCCUACUCCUUCUCCUCCUCCUUCUCCUUCCGCCUCUCCUCUCCCCAAUCCGCUGCUGCUCCCGGGGCAGACGGCUUUUCUUUCGUUCUCCUGCCCGACCCAACCGUCGGGCUGCCCGGGCCAAACAUGGGAUACGGCAGAAGGCCUUACAGUCAGGAAGAGUUGUUUGUGGCUGCAGAACGGGGGGGACUUGUGGGUGGGGGAAUGGGGGAAGAGUGUGUGGUAGUGAAUGGGGCCCUUGAAUGCACCCCGAUUGGCAUCACAUAUAACAGCAGCCUGCCACAUCAGCACAGCCUGGCAGUGGAGUUUGACACGUCAUCAACUCGUCUGUUUGUGGACCCAACCACUCAUCACGUGGGGGUGAACGUGGAUUACAGCAUGACGUCAGCAGGCCAUGCGUCCGUGCACCCUGCGGGCAUCCCCUGGCUGGGCGGCAACGAGACGCUGCAUGCGUGGGUGGCCUACAACGCCACCGCCUCGCUGCUCUCCGUGCGCCUCUCCUCCUCGCCCGCCAUGCCCCCCUCCGCCCUCCUCUCCCUCCCCUUCAACGCCUGCGACCUCUUUCACUCCCCUCCGAAGGAGGACGGCGGGGAGGGGGAGGCCGUGUUGGUGCAUGCAGGGUUUGCAGCCGGCACGGGGCUGCUGCCGCUGCACACUCAGACGCACGACAUCCUCUCCUGGGCCUUCCAGGUCGACACCCAAGCACCGGCUCCUCCUCCCCUCUGGCUGCCGCCGUCGCUCUCCUUGCCCUUCCUCACACAAGGCGCCCGCUUCACUGCCUUGGGUUCUACUCGCCAAACCUUCUCCUCACUGCAACUCACCCCGGGCAACGAUGACGAGGAGGCAGGCGCUGCCUUCUUCCCUCUCCCCCUGCCCCUGCUCUCGCUCCUCCCUGCCCCUCCCCAACGCAAGGGGAAAAAGGGUGGGAAGACUGAUGCAGUGGUGUGCAAGGCUCGGUCCUUCACCUCAUGGUUUCCUUUUGAACUCAAGGGAAGCGGAUUUUUUGGAUACGGGGUAGUUUUCAUGCUAAGUACUCGGCUGGGGGUGGGGCAAGGAGGGGCGGCUAUGGGGUAUGGCCGCGACUUGGCAGACAGGAAUGCGAAUGGAACAUGGGCGGACGGAGGGAGGAGUGUGGCGGUGAUGUUUGAUGCCUUUAGCGGCCUUGACCCUAACCAUGAUGUUUACAAGGAUGUGGCGAUUCUCUCCAUUCACACUGACUUUAACGUGACUCGGCGACUGGCUUUUUCGUCUCAAAAGAAAUACACUUCAUCCUCGUUGUACAGCAUGAGGGUGGACUAUACGGCUGCCACUAAGACACUGGAGGCAGCGACUUAUAAAGGGGCUAUGAGGAUGGGGAGUGUGAAGCUGACUCUUGACCUGUGCUCUGUGUUCUAUGAUGGCAAUAGCAGCACUGAGGGAGUGAUUCCGGUGUUUGCUGGGUUCAGCAGUGCCAACACGUGGGCAUGUGUUCAGUCCAUCAAAGCGUGGACCUUCCGAUUCACAGACGUCAACCCAUGCACGGCAUGGGACGUGAAUCCAUGCGGUGCUGGCAGGUGCACUGCGGUGCGGUCAGCAGCCACAGGCACAUACACCAGCACGUGCUCGUGCCCUCUCAGCCAGCCCAGCUACAAGCUCCCCCAAAUACCCGCCUUCCAAACGUGCCACAAUGAGUUCCCCGCAUGUCGUCUGAACAGCACUGACACGUGUGCGCCUGGCGUGUGCCUCGAGGGCUAUGAUGCCUCCUCCUUCUGCCUCUGCCCGCCCUCCUUCUUCCCCCUCAACUACUCUAACCCCCUCAAGCAGCCCUGUAACCAAGUGAGUGAGUCCGCCACUCGAGUGCCAUCCUUCCCAGCACCUCCUGGCCUCACAUGCCCUCUGCUGCUCGACAUCUUUGACCUCUCACCUCAAGAGCUGCUGGAGAGCAACAAGGACAUGGCGUGUGACAAGCCCAUACCUCGUGGCUUGAUAGUCAACGUGUCGGCAUCUGCCAACAAGACCUGCACUAGCAUGUAUACCACCAACCAGGGUGACACGUGUGCUUCAGUCAACAGCAUCCUUGAGACCAACAUAACAGAUCUAAACCGUAACAUUGACUGCUCACAACCUCUCGUUCCUGGAAAGCGCAUAUGUGUGCGGAACAACCCUGAUGUCCGCACGCCCCAGGUGGCGGCCUGCAUGAUUCACCUCGGGCUCAAUCCGGAGAUGCACACGUGCCAGCGCCUCUCCACACUCGGCUACGGGUUUAACCAAAUGAGCUACUCAAAGAUUUUCCUCGCCAACCCCGCUCUCUACUGCGACCAACUGCUGCCCGGUGCAGCUGGGUGGGACGACUCAGUUCUCGACUCG
This is a messenger RNA of Closterium sp. Naga37s-1, 3828 nucleotides long. The record is from the annotation of a GenBank genome assembly. NCBI's taxonomy places the organism in Eukaryota, Viridiplantae, Streptophyta, Zygnematophyceae, Desmidiales, Closteriaceae.